AUGUUCGUUCUCCUAUUCCUAUUUUCAUGUAUCGCCACGUCUACAGUACUCUACAGUACUCCUGAAGCCCAAAAAAUCCGUGAAAAACGUGUUUUUCACAUUCCACUUGGUCUGAUUGUCCGUGGAGCGCGGUUGCUCUCGAGAGCCCCAGCAACAAGGUCCAAAUGUCGUGGUAUGUACCUUUAAAUUUGAAAAAAAAUUAUAUAUGUUCCUUUAAAUCUACAGUAACCCGUCUCGUUGAUUAUGUUGGAAAUGUGCCAAGAUUUUGGUGUGAUUGUCCGCCAAUUGCGCCGAAUUAUCAAUAUUAUCAGUGUUUUUAUGGAAGUGGAUGA
This is a messenger RNA of Caenorhabditis angaria, 332 nucleotides long. NCBI's taxonomy places the organism in Eukaryota, Metazoa, Nematoda, Chromadorea, Rhabditida, Rhabditidae. The record is from the annotation of a GenBank genome assembly.